Molecule: messenger RNA, 2646 nt
Organism: Clunio marinus
Lineage: Eukaryota; Metazoa; Arthropoda; Insecta; Diptera; Chironomidae
Source: the annotation of a GenBank genome assembly
AUCAAAAAGUUAAUUCCGAAGUUUGAGCGAAAUAAUUUCGCAUUUUAAAAAUCCCUUGGGCAAAUUCUAUCGCCUCCCCAAAGUUUAAAACACGCUAAAAGGCUUCUUAAGGCCUUCAAAACGAAAUUUCGUUACUUUCAAGUGUCUUUCAAAGCUCUACCAAGCCAAAAUUUGUGAUUGAAAAUUUGAAGAAAAUUUUCAUUCGUCUUACCGAGAAUCAACAUGGCUUUCUAAAAAAAUGAAUCCACUUCACACUCAAAACGAAAAUUGUGAGCUUGUCUCCAUCGGAGAAGCUGAAUCGUUCAGUUCUUUAGUUUUAUUUAAUAUUAUAAUUUGUAAUGGAAAAGAAAAGAAAUCAGAUUGCCCGAAAUGGGCCAUCAAGUUCUGAUUUCAAGUCGAAGAACCAAGAUGUUUCCAACAAACAAUUUCCACGGCAGCGUCGUCGUGAAUCAUAUCAAUCGGAGAAUAAUAACAAACAACAAUCUAAUAAGAAUCGCAGCAACAACUUUUACUAUGACAAACGUCCACCAGCAAGAAAAGGUGGUGGUGGAUUGGACCAAUCGACUUCUACUUCAUGCGAGACCUCCGGAUUGAUGGAAGUUAACGAAUUAAAUUCGGUUUUUAAUCAUGGAAGUAGAAAACAAAACUUGAACCAUUUGCUAAACUUCCACUACUAUACUGCGAGGGAUACAAAUGAAGUUCGCGCUGGUACUUUUUCGAAACACGGAUAUCACCAUCAUCGAUCCAAUCUUAAGAAAUACAAUUUCAACAAGGAACAAUAUUUGCAAGCAAACUGUCAAUUUGUAGUCAAAACUGAUGUCAGUUAUGAUUAUCGUCGUUUCACAAUUUCACCAGAUGCGCUUGUUGAAUGGGAUCAAGUGGUGAAGAUUUAUGUGUCAAGUACUGAGGAAAGUCAAUGUCCAAUUUGCUUAUAUCCACCAAAAGCUGCUAGAAUGACACGAUGUGGUCACAUUUUUUGCUUUGCUUGUAUUUUGCAUUACUUGUCAUUGUCGGAUAAAAGCUGGAGAAAAUGUCCAAUUUGUUACGAAAGCGUUCAUCUUCAGGAUCUUAAAAGUGCAACAUCAAAGCAUAACCAUCGUUCUUACAAAGUUGGUGACACAAUUUCAAUGGAAUUAAUGACGAGAGAAAAGGGCUCACUUUAUGUUUCAAAAGCGCAUGAAAUUUCUAUCAAUGAUUUUCCUAAUUUCUCUGAUAAUGAAGAUCGAUUGACACAUUCAAAGCUUAUCAUGGCAAAUCCAAAUGAAAUUUUUGAUAUCAUCAAUCAAGAGAAAAGUGAACUUAAAUCACAACUUAUUGAGGACGGUUUGGAUUGUCCUGAAUCGAUUUUUGUUCAACAAGCAAUUGAUUUUCUUGAAGAAAAACAGAAAGAGUUGGAAAAGAUCAUUUGUGACAAAGUUUUAAAUGAAAUCAAUUCAUCACCAUUAAAUCCAUCAGUUCCUGAAUUUGUUCCAAUGCAGAAGUUUGAACAUGUUUGCGAAGAUUCGCUUCCAUCACGCGAUGAUUUCAUUGAUAACGAAUGUAAUCUUACGAUUAAUGAUAUUGACAUUGUUCCAGCAGCAAAUAAUUCAACAUCUAAACAUUUCUUUUACUACCAAGCACCAAAUGCACAAAAUGUUUUCCUUCAUUCAAUUAACAGUCGAAUGUUACAAGAAAUGUUUGGAUCGUUGGACAAAUCGCCACAAAAGAUUCAAGGUCGGAUUGUCCAAAUUGAAUGUUGCACGAUGGAUGAAGAUUUAAGGAAAAGAUUGAAAUAUUUGCAACAUUUACCUGUUUCAUCUGUCUUUGAAGUUGUUGAAAUUGAAUUCGAGUCUGAUUUGAUAUCUUCAAAUGUUAUUGACAUGUUCAAAGAUGAACUUUUGUAUCGUCGUAAAAUUCGGCAACGUCGUGAACGUGAUGAAAGAAAGCAUGAGAAAGCAAUCAACGAGAUCAAUGAGCGUCAGAUGGGAAAACAUAGAAAAGCGGCUUCAGCUAACAUUGACAUUGGCUCCUCUUUGCAGUUCCCCGAAUGUGGAAGCUUCAAUGAAAUGCCAGCCCUUCCUUCAAGUGUCAGCGACUGUUCAGUGUCACCAAUAUUUUCAUCAUCACCUGCUGGACCAUCGUUUGCUACUAUGUUGACUUCACCAACGGGUAAAAAAUCUGAGAAACUUUGGCCUUCAUUGUCAUCUGCUGAUGGUCCUUCAACAUCGUUCUUUGGUGACUUGAAAGUUGUUCGAGUUUCUGAAAACAAAGAAAAGCUUAAAUCACAUUCUGAUGAUGAUGAAAAUCUUGUCGAUGAUGAUGAAACAUUAUGGAAAGUUCCAGCUUACAAGCAUCAGCUUGGUGAUUGCCUUGCAAAUGCUCUUGCAAAGUCUGCGAGUUUGAAAGAAACACCAAAGUCGAACAGCAAAAAGAAGAAGGCAAAAAAAACUUUAUUGUUUGCAUCUGGAAUGAAUUUUAAUUAAUAAUUUAAUUUCUUUCGUUGUUUCAUUAAUCAACAAACUUUUUUUAUUCUUUAAUCUAAUCCUUGGUUCUUCUAAUUUGAAAUUAAUAAUUUGAAUUGUAAUAAAAUUUGUUUAAUAAAUACAGAAAUAAAUUAGCUUCCGAAAAACAAAAACUAAAUUUGUAAAGCUAUUUUGUUUACAUAAA